This is a messenger RNA of Rhineura floridana, 4871 nucleotides long. Its product is annotated as zinc finger protein 208-like. The coding region runs from base 115 to 3564 and encodes 1149 amino acids. The transcript has 6 exons. Lineage: Eukaryota; Metazoa; Chordata; Lepidosauria; Squamata; Rhineuridae. Gene Ontology annotation, molecular function: DNA-binding transcription repressor activity, RNA polymerase II-specific. The record is from RefSeq and is a predicted model, not a curated record. Gene Ontology annotation, biological process: negative regulation of transcription by RNA polymerase II.
GACCUCCAUUCGUGUUGGGAAGAAAGAGAAGAUGCCUUUAUCCUGGAUCCCAAAGAAGAGGCGACAUCAACAGCAGGUGACGGGCAGAAGAAUGAGAAUUAUAGAGAACCGCAGAUGGUGCCACUGGUAAUAGCCAAGACUGAGAGUCAGAAAGAGAUGUUUGGAAAUCAUGGGGGACCAAAAACAUCUGAAAUAAAGCAGGCAAAGAAUGAGAGCAAGAACUCCUCUACUUCUCAUAAUUUUCAUGCCAGAACACACAUUGGAGAAAAACCAUUCAAAUGCAUGGAAUGUGGAAAAAGCUUCAGUGUAAGCAGUAACCUUAAAUUACAUCACAGAACCUACACGGGGGACAAGCCAUUUAAAUGCAGGGAGUGUGGAAAGAGCUUUAGUCAGAGCAGUAACCUUACAUUACAUGAAAGAACCCACACAGGGGAGAAACCAUUUAAAUGCAGGGAGUGUGGAAAGAGCUCCAGUGUAAAAAGUAGUCUUACUUUACAUCACAGAACGCACAUAGGGGAGCAAAAAUUUAAAUGCAGGCAAUGUGGAAAGAGCUUCUGUGGAAGUGGUAACCUUAAAUUACACCACAGAACCCACACAGGGGAGAAACCAUUUAAAUGCAAGGAGUGUGGAAAGAUCUUCCGUCAAAAUUAUCAACUUACAUUACAUGAAAGAACCCACACAGGGGAGAAAACAUUUAAAUGCAAGGAGUGUGGAAAGAGCUUCCGUCGGAAUGAUCACCUUACAUUACAUGAAAGAACCCACACAGGCGAGAAACCAUUUAAAUGCAAGGAGUGUGGAAAGAGCUUCAGUAUAAGCAGUAGCCUUACUGUACAUGAAAGAACCCACACAGGUGAGAAACCAUUUAAAUGCAGGGAGUGUGGAAAAAGCUUCAGUCAGAGCAGUCACCUAACUUUGCAUCAAAGAACCCAUACCGGGGAGAAACCAUUUAAGUGCAGGGAGUGUGGAAAGAGCUUCAAUGUAAGCAGUCGCCUUAAAUUACAUCACAGAACACACACAGGCGAGAAACCAUUUAAAUGCAAGGAGUGUGGAAAGAGCGUCAGUCAAAAUUGUCAACUUACAUUACCUGAAAGAACCCACACCGGGGAGAAACCAUUUAAAUGCAAAGAGUGUGGAAAGAGCUUUUGUCAGAAUGAUCACCUUACAUUACAAGAAGGAAAUCACACAGGCGUGAAACCAUUGAAAUGCAAGGAAUGUGGAAAGAGCUUCAGUCAAAAUCGUCAACUUACUUUACAUGAAAGAAGAACCCACAAAGGCGAGAAACCAUUUAAAUGCAGGGAGUGUGGAAAGAGCUUCAGUCGGAGCAGUCACCUAACUUUGCAUCAAAGAACCCAUACCGGGGAGAAACCAUUUAAAUGCAGGGAGUGUGGUAAGAGCUUCAGUGUAAGCAGUCACCUUAAAUUACAUCACAGAACACACACAGGGGAGAAACCAUUUAAAUGCAGGGAGUGUGGAAAGAGCUUCACUCGGAGCAGUCACCUUACUUUGCAUCAAAGAACCCAUACAGGGGAGAAACUAUUUAAGUGCAGGGAGUGUGGAAAGAGCUUCAAUGUAAGCAGUCGCCUUAAAUUACAUCACAGAACACACACAGGCGAGAAACCUUUUAAAUGCAUGGAGUGUGGACAGAGCUUUAGUCAGAGAAGUAAGCUUACUUCACAUCAAAGAACCCACACAGGGGAGAAACCAUUUAAAUGCAAGGAGUGUGGAAAGAGCUUCACCUUCCGUAAAUCCUCUACUUGUCAUAGUUUUCCUCAAAGAACACACACCGGAGAAAAACCAUUUAAAUGCAGGGAAUGUGGAAAGAGCUUCAGUGUAAAAAAUAGCCUUACUUCACAUCACAGAACCCACACAGGGGAGAAACCAUUUAAAUGCAGGGAAUGUGGAAAAAGCUUUACUCGGAACGAUCAUCUUAUUUCACAUGAAAGAACCCACACAGGAGAGAAACCAUUUAAAUGCAUUGUGUGUGGAAAGAGCUUUAGUCAGAGCAGUAAUCUUACUUCACAUCAAAGAACCCACACAGGGGAGAAGCCAUUUAAAUGCAAGGAGUGUGGAAAGAGCUUCCCUCAGAAUGGUCAACUUACAUUACAUGAAAGAACCCACACAGGAGAGAAACCAUUUAAAUGCAAGCAGUGUGGAAAGAGCUUUAGCCACAAGUGGUACCUUACAUUGCAUGACAGAACACACACAGGGGAGAAACCAUUUAAAUGCAGGGAGUGUGGAAAGAGCUUCAGUGUGAAAAACAGCCUUACUUUACAUCACAGAACGCACACAGGGGAGCAACCAUUUAAAUGCAGGCAAUGUGGAAAGAGCUUCAGUGUAAGCAAUAAACUUACUUUACAUCAGCGAACACACACAGGGGAGAAACCAUUUCAAUGCAUGGAGUGUGGAAAGAGCUUCAGUGUAAGCAAUAAACUUACUUUACAUCAGAGAACUCACACAGGGGAGAAGCCAUUUAAAUGCAAGCAGUGUGGAAAGAGCUUUAGACACAAGCGGUACCUUACAGUACAUGAAAGAACCCACACUGGAGAAAAACCAUUUAAAUGCAGGGAAUGUGGAAAGAGAUUCAAUCAGAGCAGUAAACUUACUUUACAUCACAGAACACACACAGGGGAGAAACCAUUUAAAUGCAGGGAGUGUGGAAAGUGUUUCAGUCAGAACAGUAGCCUUACUUUACAUGAAAGAACCCACACAGGGGAGCAACCAUUUAAAUGCAGGGAAUGUGGAAAGAGCUUCAGUCAGAGCAGUCACCUUACUUUACAUCACAGAACACACACAGGGGAGAAACCAUUUAAAUGCAGAGAGUGUGGAAAGAGCUUCAGUGACAGCAGUAACCUUAAAUUACAUCACAGAACUCACACAGGGGAGAAGCCGUUUAAAUGCAAGCAGUGUGGAAAGUGCUUCAGUCUGAACAGUAGCCUUACUUUACAUGAAAGAACCCACACAGGCGAGAAACCAUUUAAAUGCUGGGAGUGUGGAAAGAGCUUCAGUCAGAGCAGUAAACUUUCUUUACAUCGAAGAACCCACACAGGGGAGAAGCCAUUUAAAUGCAGGGAGUGUGGAAAGAGCUUUAGUCGGAGCAGUGACCUUACUUCGCAUCAAAGAACCCACACAGGGGAGAAGCCAUUUAAAUGCAAAGAGUGUGGAAAGAGCUUCAGUCAGAGUGGUAGCCUUACACUACAUGAAAGAACACACACAGGGGAGAAACCAUUUAAAUGCAGUGAGUGCGGAAAGAGCUUCAGUGUAAGCAGUCACCUUACUUUACAUCACCGAACACACACAGGGGAGAAACCAUUUAAAUGCAUGGAGUGUGGACAGGGCUUUAGUCACAGAAGUAAGCUUACUUCACAUCAAAGAACCCACACAGGGGAGAAGCCAUUUAAAUGUAAGGAGUGUGGAAAGAGUUUCAGUCAGAGCGGUCACCAUACUUUGCAUCAAAGAACCCACACAGGGGAGAAACCGUUCAAAUGCAGGGAGUGUGGAAAAAGCUUCAGUGUAAGCAGUAGACUUGUUUUACAUCACAGAACACACACGGGAGAAACCAUUUAAAUGUAGUGAGUGGAAAGAGGUUCAGUCAGAGCACACUUCACAUAUAAAAACACUAUGGAGUAACUUUUUUAAUGCACGGAGUAUGGAAAGAGAUUCAAUGAAAGCAGUAGGCUUACAUCACAGGGGAUACACAGGAGAAACAAUUGAAAUGUAGGGAGUAUGGAAAGAACUUUAAUGGGAGCUUUAUUCUUCAUCUUGCAGGCUACAUAGAUUAAAGCCCUAUACAGGUUGGGGCCAGGAUGCUUAAAAAAUUAUCUCACCUGUUAUAUAUGCAGCCCAUCACUGAAAUCUGCAUAGGAUGGCUUGAAAGCACAUAACAACAACAACAAAGUCCUGCCCUCUGUGAACAGAACAAAGUUAUGUGGACGAAACAGGCUCAGUCUGACACUUGUGAACAUGCAUCCACUGGGCAUGAAGCUCAUCUUGAAAUGCCUGUUGGGGGUGGCACUGGAGAACCUAGUAAAGUUAGGAACAGCGGAUGCAAUUCACUGUGUCACAGGCCACCUGUAUUUAUAGAAAUUGGCCAUCUCCAAUUCUUUAUAAUUGAUUUAUAUAAAAUUAUGUGGGGAAAAGUGGUGCAAACAAUACAAGCCAAAAUGAGAGUAAAAAGACAAGCUGCCACUUAAAGAAUCUUUUUUUCCUAUGAGUUUUGUUUACAGUAGUUCCAAAAUAAAAUGUUUCCCAUAGUAUGAACAUUUUAUAAGGAGUCUGAGCGUUCAGCCCAUGAUCAUGUCUAUAUAUGGCUGAAGCUGUAAAGGGGUGAGUCAGGAGAACUUAUUAGAAUACAACAUCAGCAUCAAGAUGUAGGGUUAGGAUGAGAGUUCAAAUGAUGGAGUAUAGUUGUAAUAUGAACAUGAACUGACAAAGUCUAGAUAGAUACAAACUAGAGCUAUAAAAGUCAGACAGCCUUAGGGAUUUUUACCAGUUGUCUGUGACACUGGUCGAAGAAAGAACCACCUGCUCUGAGUGUUAAGCUCUAUACACAACAAAGGUGAGACCACUCCUUUUCAGAUGGAAAUGCAAUGUGACCUAUGCUGUCCUUUGAAAUGUAACACAUUAGUGUACAUCCCCGUUGUAUGCGCUGUGUAAGAUCUAUGUUCUGAUAUAUGGUUAUGUCCACAAUGUAUAGUAAAUUAGAUGUAUUAAUAAUAAAUAGACACUGAUAAACAUUUCCUUUGUAACUAUGGAAUAUUCUUCCUGAUGAGAUACGCCUGGCGCCAACAUUAUUAUCCUUUCCGCAUCAGAUAAAAAUCUUCCUCUUCUCCCAGGCAUUUUCAGCAUUUAAUAUGCAUUUUAGUAUGUGUUUA